AUGAGAACAUAUUUGACACUGAAACCAAAAUUUUCGUGCUCCCGGAGGGAUACGAGGUUGACUCACCCGUUUAUGGAGGCGGAUUAUCCGAGAAUGGUUGUGUCGCGCCUUCGGCGAAGCAGGUGAUCGGUGCGGCUCCACCGUCUUCGUCGUCACCACCGCCGUCGUCGCCGGCACCCGCCGCCCUCUCCCCGAUCGACGACGAGCGUGCGGCCCUCACUCUCCAUCGGCGCCUCUAUCAUCCCCUUUCAAAAGAGCGCACUUCCUGGAUCCGGGGAGAGGAGGGGGACGGUGGCGGCGAAAAAAUUUCCGAUUGGAGAUAGCUGUGACACCCCCGGAACCUCUCGACCGGGUUGAACCGGGAGAGAGACCACGUGAGAUGCGCGCGACGGGAGGGGGGCACCUCACUCGCGUGGCUCACGAGGGGACCGCACGGAGGACGCGGUAAGACGAGGGCUCGGCGGAGCGAGCCUCCUGGAUGUGGAACGAGCCAUCCGGAUCUAUCAGAGACCCGAGGCAGACGGAAGAGCCUGUCUAAGGAGAAGAGGACGCGGCCGAAGAAGAGAGGGAGAGGGCGAGGAGAGGAGGAGGGAAGCUUUGAACGAGAGAGGUCUCGUCGGAGGAGUGGGGGGAAUUCUCGAGGAGGAGACGGGUGUACGGGUGAGAGCCUAGGGACAAGAGAGGCUGUCGUGUCAAGCUCCUUCUCCCCUUUCUUCUUCCCCACUGUAAGCUUUCGAGUUCACUGGAAUCCUUAUACCUUGACUUACCGCCGUAGGGUCAGUGGGAGCUUCCGCAGGUAACACGAAAGACUGAGCAACGGUCGGGGCCGGUCUCGGGUGACGAAGCAGGGGGCUCGGAUUUAUCACCAGUGACAAUAGCCCAGUGAAAAAUUGUUUCUUUUUCAAAUUUUUGGAAAAAAUUGACGGACCCCAAGUAGAAGACUCUAAUAAGAUCGUAAUUUCAUAACAAUUAUAAAGAGUAGAUGAAUAGUGAUAGUGACUAAUAUAUGGCAUAAAAAUGACCCAAGAUUCAACUUCCCUAUUUUUUCAUCCUUUUUGAUGAAAGAGGCUCUUUCUUCUUUAGACAACAAUGAUUCUGUAGUCUUUGUCAAUGCAUGUUCGAUCGUGUUGUUGGCAUGAGUUAUAUGGCCAUACUAUUAUAGUGUGACUAAAUUCUAUAGAAUUAUUGUUGACUUGAUUAUGGAAUUGUGUUGUUGUGGUGCCACAUAUGUUGAUGAUAGUAUGAUGGUAUUACAAGUGACCUUUGGAAGAAUAUUUUUUGCAAUUAGAUUCAGACCUUAGCCUAAAGGAUUUAUUAACAAUCCUGUCCAUGACAUUCAACUUGUCCUCAAGAUGAAGAAAUUAUUGUUUGCAAAGAUCAGCAUGUUCUCAAGAGGAUUUGAAGUUAGGAAGGUCCUUUCAUUUGGCAAUCAAUUUUUGGCCAAUUCUGACUUGUCUAGUGUUUAGUAUUUCAAGAAGUUCAACAGCUUAAGUUAGACCUUCAUCAAGAAUAGUGGGAAUGAGUUGACUUUUUGAGAUGAUAUUGUUGAUUCAUGAAGCUGAAAAAUAUUGAAGAUUGGAUAAAUGUAUGAGUAUUUUGGAAGGCUUAAUCAUAUUGUGACAUAUAGUAAGAAAAUAUAGUAAGAGAAAGAAGCAAUGGACCAGCUUCUCAUAUUGUGACAUAGUGAAACUUGUGAGUUGGAUGACUUAUGUGAGCUGCAAACAACUUUAGCAUUGUGGAGAUCGAAAUCAUGUCUUGAAUCCUCGAAAGAUGUGCUUAUGUCAUUAUUAUUUUGCUUAGAAUUUAUAAGUUAGAGAGGACAAGUAUCUUGAACCACCCACAAGAGUGUGAUCCUAAGCUUACAUAAUCAAAGAGUCAAGUUCUUUGAGUCCGCAUGGGCAUUGGAGUCCACUUGUAGAUGAUGAGUACCUUAGAGGGGAAGAAACUCAUGAAAUAUAAUGAUUGAAAUUAAAAUUUAAAUGACUCUUGAACUACAUGGGAUGCUUUUAAAUAGGAUGAAGUGUGUUGAUUGGGUGCCUAAAUUUAAAUUUCAAAUGAAAUUCAAAAAUAAAAUGAGAAAGAGAAUAAUAGAAAGGAGAAUAUGAAUAAAAAUAAAAUAAGAAUAGAAGAGGGAGCGAAAAUAGUAAAAGCAUAAAGAUAGAAAGGAACUAAAAAUAUAACUAAUAAUAAAAUUAGAAAGAACUAAAAAUAGAAAAAGAGAUAAAAAUAAAAAAGGAUAAAAAUAGAAAGAGCUAAAAAUAGAAGGGGGAUAAAAAUAACACGAGCUAAAAAUAAGAGGAUAAAAAUAAAAAUAACUAAAAAUAAAAGGGGGUCAAAAUAGAAAGAGGUAAAAAUAAAAAUUUGAAGACAGAAAUAUAAAUAUGGACACAUCCUAAAACGUGUCUUAUUAUGGGCUUAAUUUUGUAAUUGGAUUAACCCCAACUUAAAUAGAUCUUCAUGUUAUUUGUGCUUUUGUUUUGUUUAACAUCUUAAAUAAAAUGUAUCAAUCUCUCUUACUUCAAAAGAAAUCAUUGACAUGACUAAGUUGUUAUAUAGUAAAUCACAUAAAUUUAAAAUUUAUAAAAACUAAAAAAAUACUAAUUUUCAGAUAUUUAGAAGUAUUUUUGAAUAAAUCUAUCAAUUAUAAUUCAAUAAAAAUUCCAAAACUAGUGAAAAUUUACCAUGUCAAUCACAAGGAUGUAAUAUAAUAUCAGGUAAUAUUUCAAUUUUUGUUUCAAAGAAUAUAAUUUUUUAUAAAUUUUAAACUAAGAAAUAAAAUUAAAAUAUAUUUAAAAUUCAUAAAAAAGAGAAAUAAUAGUGUGAACGUCAAGAUGACGUUAGCACCCAAUAAAUGUGAAUUGAGAGAAAUAAAGUUUUAGUUAAAAAAUCUUACGUAAGUGAUUAUAGAUAAUUUAGUUGGUCAAAUUAAGAUCUAUAAAAGUAGAAAUAAUCGUAAUUGAAUGAAGAGUAGUUUGAAAAUUUAAAUCACACAAAUUAUCUUUAAAUGAAGUAAAAAUUAAGUUGAAAGCAGGAAAAAUAGAGUUCCAAUAUUACGGUAAUGAUGUAUUAAUGAUGCACUAAAAUCUUGAGUAUUCAAGAGAAUUGUCAUGUAAUGUUUACAACUUUGAAGACUUUCCUUGAACAAAUACGACAUGAGUAAUAUCUAAAUUUUCUUGUGAAGUCUAAAGAUUGAUGAAAUGAGUCGUCAAAUUAUCUCUGGCGGUUGUCACCUAGUGGAGUGAAAAAAUAGUGACUUUACGACUCUUUGACGAUUGUCAUUCGACAGAGAGGAACUAGAUGAAGAUGGGAUGCAUACAAAGAGCUUCAUCCUCAAGUCCACGUAGCAAAAAGAGGCUCUUCAUCAUAUUUGGUAUGCUCUCAAGAGGUGACGACUCAUCUCUCGGUAAAUUGUUCUCUUCUCAAUGACGACUUAUUCAUCGAUCAAUCGAAGAUGAUUUACUUGAUAGAUUUGUAAUAUUUUAUCACGAAUCAUUCAAAAUUAUUAGUAAUAAUGUUCCACACAUUAUCUUGAUGAAAUUUUUGUCGAUGAUCAAAUAAUUUUAGCGGCUUAAUCUUGUACUAACGAUUUGUAGAAAAGUUAUGAUUUAAUUAGAUAAAAAUAUAAGUUUUGACUCUAGUAAGAUUCAAACUCAUGCUAAUUGCUUGCUUGUAUGAGAGAGAGUGAAAUAAGUAUUCUAAUACUUUAAUAAAGUGACAUCAUCAUGAUAUAUCAUUGUUAUAACUAGGGAGUACUUUAGGUAUUAAAAUAAUCCACACCAUUCGGGGGAAGGUGUGAUGCGAGUUUAAUCUUACAUCAGUUGUAUAUUGAAGUUUUUGGCAAGUAUAUGAUAAUAUCAUAUUAGAAGUAAUGAGUUCUUUUCUCCCACGUGUACAACCACUCCUUACCCUAUAGCUAGAUAGCCACUGGUGACGUGAAAGGAGAAUGACAUGUAUGUGCCCUCAUUAGUCUAUAGUCGUUUGAGCCCCUAUUCGUAGUUCUACCCCAACUAUGCUUUCAACUUGUUUGUGGGUCUAAUUAGCUAGUGGGUCCCUCAUCUUUUUUUAUUUUUUUCUUUAUUUAUCUGAAAAAUAAGAUUAUAAAAAUUAUAUAAAAUAAUAUAAAAUCACAUUAAUUAACUAAAAACUACUUUUCAUAAUUUAAUAUAAAUAUAAGUCUACUUAUCAUGAGUUAAGGCUAAAACUAUAUUAUUUAUUAAUUAUUAACUCAUGAUAAUAAAGACUUAUCACUCAUCUUAGAGUUUUCAUCUAUUUUUAGAUAAUACUCAUAAAGAUCCAUAACAUUUAACUAUUUUCAUUGUCUCUAAUAAGUCAAUGACAUAUGCAUUGUCAUUAAUCUUAUAAAGGACCUUACAUGGUCCAUACUUCCUUGGGCUAAGUUUGUGAUAGUUUGUGGCUAAUAAUUUUUCUUUUCUCAGAUAUACUAUAACUAAAUUAUAAACUUCUAAAAUCUUCUUUCUCCUUUUUUAUCAGCCUUCACCUUGUAAUUUGUAUAACUAGUGGUAAGAUGCUUCUUAACAUUUUCAUGUAUUAUCUUGAUGUGCUCUACCAUAUUAUUGGUCAUUAUACUUAUUUACCAUUAGAUUUUGUGUUGACUUACUAUAGAUUAUGUCAACCCAAUUAAGUUAGAAUUUGAAAUAAUAACUUAAAAUUAUAUGAAAUGUCAAAACACUAUAAGAAACUAAUUAACCACCCACUUUGGUUCACAAUCUUUAUCUCAUGUAUUUGUAUAUAUGUUGAAUAUGCAAGGUGGUGACACUUAUCUUCUAAACUUUCAUCUGAUGUGCUUGAGUCAUCAGACUUUCUCUCUCCCUAAUAAAGAUAAUUUGACACAAUUUUAUAAGUACACAUGCUUGUCUCUCCCUAGGUCAGUUGACACACCAUCUACUGGGCUGACAAUGGGUCUACAUAUGAGUUUACUCACUUUUUCUUCUCAUCUUAUUUUUGUUCCAUCUCUUUUGUUUUAAUUUUCUUUUGCUUGGUCCUCACAUGAUUUAAGACUUUUUUUUUCAUUUGAUGACUUAAACAGAUAUUUAUAUAGAAACCGAAACUUGACCUAAGGGUUUAGAUCUCUAUUUGAUGAUUAAUGCAUUUUAACAUAUUUCAUGUUAGAUUGAUGCAAUUAACUCAAUGAAAAUCAUAAAGCCCAACAACGAGCACAUUUACAUACAUAUAAGAGGAGUCAUGUAAGAUUUUAAAAAGUAAAAACUCUUCCAUUUUAUCUCAUAUCUAGGUCAUUGUUGGCAAAGAAAAUAAUCUGUGGUAUGAUCACUCAAUGUUCUCCAGCUCUCAAGAACUCAAGUGUCUCUCUAAGUUAUGGUGUGGAAGAUUAGAAUCCUUUGUGAAACUCAAGUCCAAUGAUCUUCCAUUGAUCGAAUCUUCCAAAGCUUUAUAACUGACUGAAGAAAUUGCUAAUUUUCUUCUCUCAACUCUUUAUACAUAAGAGGAGAACUGCAACUAAUCAAGUUUUUUUUUCUCAAGGUUUAGUCAACAGUCAAGUGACGUAAUUUGUUUGUUCAAUUUAGAAUUCCAAUAAUGCCUCUCGAGUGAAAUUGACCUAGGACUGAAGAAACUAAGUUACCUUUGUGCAUUAUUGGACGGCUGCACCCAUUACUAUUGUUUUGCACAGAUGAUUCAUUUAUAAAAUAUUACAACCCUUGUUGUUUUCUAUUUUUCAAGAGGGUUUCAAAUAUAAGAUGACUUUUGCAUAUAUUUGAGUGAUUUGGAGAGAUAUUAUUUUAAUAUCAUGGUUAUUUAAAAUAAUAAAUCACAUUUUUAUUAUCAUAAAAAACCGUUCAAUUAAAGGGCAUACUUUUUUAAAAUCUAACGACAGCCAUUAAAAAAAUAGCUAUAGGUUACAAAUACUUUGUAUUGUGUGUACAACAUUUCUCAGAAUUGGAUAUGAUUUCCAUAGUAAGGGAUUUGACUUUGGGAUGCUACGAUUGAGAUAUUUAUGAUCAUCACAUGCGAAGGUUCUUCCACAUUUAUGGAUACCCUGGACUUGGUGCGACCCCUCGUCCGCAGUUCCAGCAAAUAAACCAUAGCUUUCAAUGGCUAUAAAUUUUAGCCCAUAGCUCAUAGCCAUCGAAAGUCAUGUGGUGGUGGACCUUCCCGAGGCCGACGUAUGAUACUAAUAUUACUAAAAUUCACUCGUAAUGGGCAUACAACAAAUGACAGUAACCUUCCAAGAUCUACAGUGACUGUUUUUGACAGUAACCCUCCGAAAUAGCGCCGUAACAGAUUCAAAGUCAAAACUCCGGAGAAAGAAUAUUGUUGAUGAGUCAUUUUUUCCGUAGGGAGAGCUGAAUCAUUCGUCACUAAAAUUCUCUUCUGGGUACCCAAUUAUUUUUUACUAGCCGCCUCAAAUUGUUCGGAAAAUCUGAUCAUACGGCUCAUUUCUGAAGAUAACUAUGCUCACAUAUUUUACUUCCUAUGUACAAUUAAAAGGUUAGCCUAGGUUUCUACUACCAAUGACGAAAAUUAAUGACACAGUUUCGCAGUCUCUACGCCCUACCAUCUACUUUAAUUGGCGUGAGCUACUAUUUAAAGCUCAAGCAAGCGCAUCACAAGUUGGAUGGGACGCUUGGGAUACAACUGCAUGAGUCAAAUUUAUGAGGCGGAGAGCAUAACAUAAUCCUUUGAAGACGGAAAAUAUCUGACUUAGAAAAAAGGCCCGAGUCAUAGAAUAAACGGUAAAAAAUCAAGUGCCGUUUGAAAUGUGUUCGAGCCAUUCAUAUCUCAAAUAUGAACAGUAAGUAAAUGGGGUUUCCUUUUUCUGAAAAAUACUACAAUAGUAGGGUGAUUACGGAAAUAAUGGAACGGCUGAUGACACUAAUGAAACCCGCCCGAUUCGGAUUCAUAGCAUUUUUGUCCGAUCCAGUUAGAAAUUUCGCUUCCAGAUCAACUGUGGAUAUCCAUGCCUGGUGGCAUAUUUAAUAGAAUAUUCCUGGGUGUGUUUCGGCGCACUCCUUGGUUUGGUGCAGAAGACUGAAUUAGGUCGAAUGCUAAACUGAGUUCCAUUAUAUUUUUUUGACUUACCGUGAAAAGAGUAAUUCCUAUGGUCUUCCCAUAUAUCUCUGCAUUUUCCCCGGCUAGGCAGAAUGAGCAGAGUCGUGAACGGGCUUACCAGGCAAGACUGGUUGCUGUUGACAAAUCAUAGAUCUCGUUUGAGGCUACGGAAAAGCCCCGGGAAACUCAGAGAAGAGGCCGGAUUUUUAUGGACCUUGCAUAACGUAACCUGCCAGUCUGGUACUGAUUUUGACAGAAAUACACCGGACAGUGGAAGGCGCUGUUGAGGGGUAGAGGGCGGUGGCAUUAGGGGCCUUUCGAGAGGAGGAGAUGAGUGUUUGAAAGAGAUCGUGUCGUCAAAUGAGUUGUUCGUGAAUCUAUAUCUGACGCUUUUACCCAACAAUGAAUAUUAUCUGGGAACUUAAAACAAGUAAAACGGAAACCACGAAGCUUUGGCGGAAGAAUGGUAAGAAUUUAGAUUCAUUCUUUAAGUUUAUUUUAAUUAUUAGUUUUUUCAUUGACGUAUUGGUUUCUUUUUACGGUAAAGUUAGUAAUUAGAUCAAAACAAAAGAUUAGACGAGUCAUCGAACAAAUAAGGUUUUACCGAAAAAUUCGUCUAGAUUGUCUGAUACAUACAUCUUACCUCCUGAGAAACUCGUUAUCUCAAGCGUAGAAUUUAGUAAUCAUUGUUGUCAUCGUCACGGCUGUCAGAAUAGUACUCGAUAUUUAAGAGGUGUACGAAUGACUCUUUAAAAGUCAACUGGUUGAAUGUUCUAUCACCGUCACAGCUGUCAGUCAACUUUGAAAUAAAACUCAAUCGCUCGAACGAGUUUUUCAAAGACAGUAUACAAAUCUGAAAUCUCCUUUUCAUUAUUACAGUGUCCUGUCAUUUGUCCUCUUUGCAGAGUAGAUAUUUCCGUGUUCGUUUUCCUCAGAAUUUUGUGCAAAGGAGUAUACUUUCAAGCGUGAUGUUCGAUUUUGCUCCCGUCCUAGUCCGUGUAUGUUGAAGACCCUCUGGUAUGGACGAAUGAUUCUGUAGAUGAUGAAAAGGAUUACGCUUCAAGAUUCCAUCACUCUAAUUUCUCAAUGAACAAAUCCCAUAUUUUCUUCAACUUUGCUAUGCAUCCUGAUCAUGAAGAUGUUGUUUCGAAAUAGUUUUCUAACCAAUAUUGAAGAACCGCGUGCGCCCGAAAUGAUUCUAACCAACGUCCCACGUAUUUUCAUCACAUCGGUGCGGUACACUAUCACACAAAACAGAAGAGCACAAGUAUACCAGAAAGCGCAACACCUUCCUCUUCCCCACGUGCUUCGCCGCUCUUGUUUGACUUCAAGAAGAUUGCUUACAGUAAUCCCAUCCCAACGAAGAAUGAGGAAAAUAAAGCAUCGCUUGGAUGACACUAGAGAUGUUAGCUGGUAGCUUUAGAAUCUAGACUAGCUUACGACUUCUAUCCUCGAUAAUCCCCCUUUCCUCUUAACCGGUCAUACAGAACAUAUCUACCAGCAGUUGCACGCCAGGGGAUUCCCGGUGUGCACGACCUCUCUCACUCGUCUCGACCUUGGCUUCCUUCCGCUUCUGCCUGUCUCCUCUUUCUCUUCGUCAUCGAUAUGACAACGCACAUUAGGAUGUCAAGUGGAAAGCGGCAAUCCUCUGACUCCGUUGCUGAGCUCGUCGAAGUGGGCGAUGGGACGUAUGGCGGAGAGUCCUCUCGACCAGCCUUGCAAAAAGAGUCAAGGAUUCUGGACCUUGGCUCGUGAUCGCCUGCCGCACCUUCCCACCUUGGCCCUUGUCUCCGGAGCCUACAGGAUCCCCAUUGUAUACAUCUCUGGUAUCCACAACCAGCACCGGUCUUCCGAACAGCACCGCCAUGGCCAUGGGGAUGGUCAGUCUUACUCUCUCUCUCUCUCUCUCUCCCUCAUUGGACAAUUGGUUGGGUUCACAAUCUUUUGAGUCAAGCGAGGAGAUUUGAUUUUCUAUGUGCCUUCAGAUCUACCAAAGGACAAGUAUCUCGGCGGCUUCCUCGCCACUGGAUUCAACGAGGAGUCCUGCCGGAGCAGGUUCGAAUCCACCAUCUACCGGAAGCCCUCACCCCACAAGCCGUCUCCUUACCUCGUGCAGAGGCUGCGACAAUACGAAGAUCUCCACCGACGGUGCGCCCCCCACACAGCGGCCUACAAUAAAACCCUAAUGCUGCUGAAGAACAGUGAAGGGGACUCCAGCGUGACACCACUUCCCCCUGCCGAGUGCAAGUACCUGGUUUGGACGUCCUAUAAUGACCUGGGAAACCACAUACUCACCUUCGUGUCGGCGUUCUUGUACUCUCUCCUUACUGGGAGGGUCAUGCUCGUUGACCGGGAAGGAUCUCGCCGAUCUCUUCUGCGAACCCUUCCCUGAUGCCACGUGGCUCGUGCCCACUAGCUUUCCAGUCGAUUUCCAAGUCUUCGAGUCGAAGAACAACCACAGCUACGGCAGCAUGCUGAGGUACGGUAAGAUUAACGUCGCUAGCAGUGGCGUCGUGACUAGGCCUCCCCUCCCCUUCAUCUACGCCCACAUGACUUAUAGAUACGACGACAAUGAUACACGAUUUUUCUGCGAGCCCGACCAGGAGUUCCUGGUCAGGAUGCCAUGGAUGGUGCUCAAGGCGGACAACUAUUUCGUGCCGGCGCUGUUCUUGAACCGAAUGUUCGAACCGGAGCUCAGCCGGUUGUUCCCAGACAAGGAGACUGUUUUCCACCACCUGAGCAGGUAUCUCUUCCAUCCGUCUGGCACCGCCUGGGGGAUGAUUACCAGGUACUACUACUCCUACCUCUCAAUGGGUAGGGAGAAAUUGGGGAUCCAGAACAGAAUAUUCAACAAGGACCAGUCACCUUUAGACCUGGUAGCGGAUCAGGUCAUGAACUGCACGCUGAGCGAAGGGCUGCUGCCGCCAGUGGCCUUGGACAGGCCAAUCGUCUCUGCCAACCUAAACAAUUCCAAGGUCGUUCUUAUUACCUCCCUUUACUCCCAAUUCUCUGACCGAAUCAGGAAUAUGUAUUGGGAGCACGCCAACAAGGGCGGCGAUGUGGUUAGCGUCCACCAGCCAAGUCACGAGGAAUGGCAGCAGACGGGAUCGGAGAACUAUGACCUUAACGUGUGGGCGGAGAUUUAUCUCCUCAGCUUUACCGACGUUCUGGUGACGAGCACCGGGUCAACGUUCGGGUACAUUGCACAGGGGCUCGCUGGUAUACGACCCUGGAUCCUUGUAAGACCUUACGGCGGCAAGAUGCCGGAACCCGCCUGCGUGAGGGAGACGUCCAUGGACCCUUGUUUCCACUCGCCGCCAUGGUAUGACUACAAGUCAUGCAAGUCAUUCUCCGACCCGGGAAAGGAGAUCUCCUACAUGACGCACUGUAGGGACGUUCCCGACGGCAUCAAGCUGGUUGCCCCGACGGACUGAGUAAUAGACGUCAUUAUGAGUGGCCAUUCAAUUUCUUAUGCCGCAGAGCACGAGGUGAUCUCACGCAUUUGACGCAUCUGAUCAACGCUACGUUGGGUUUAACUAGGACAAAAUAUUUAAGAUAUUAUGUUGUGUCCACAUGUACGACAUGAAAGGGAAGAGCUUGGUGGGGGCUGUGUUGGGGCAGUGGGGGCAUGCGAGUUGGGUGCUGAGUGUGGACAAGAGCCCAUAUACUACUGCCAUUGCCAUGGGUUCUAGCAAUGGAAUGGUGAAGUUGUAAGAUUGAUAAACUUAAUUUAGAGGUUAAAUCUGCCAUUGCCAUUGUCGUGAUUUAAUCAUGUUCAUGUAAAUAAUAUUUAUAAAACCUCACUUUUCUAUUUAAGAUAUUAAGGGUCGAUCUUUAGGUAGUGUGGAUAAUAAGAAUAAGAAUUUUAUUUAUUUUAUUUCUUAUAUAUGUAGAUAUACUUGAGAUUGUGAAGGGUGAAAUUAAAUUUUAAAAAGGGUGAAGACAAGAUAAAUGAAAAAUGUGGCAAAGGAAGGAGAAUGAAUUUAACAUAAUAGAAUGAUAGAAUAAAUGGUAAAAUUAGUUUGAACUAAGAGUUAAUCUAUUCAUAGAGAAGGUUACAAGGAUGCCUCAGAUUUAGGUCUUGCACAAAUUUCGUUUUGCAUCAGUCUUAAGUCAAGUGGUGCUUGAUUUACGAUGAUCUUGAUGCACUCUAGGUAGUUUCUUCUUUAUGAUGACCUAUAAAUUUGACUACAACAUAUCGAAUCACUGAUUAUUUGGCCGUCGUUCUUUGCAGAAUGAGAAAUGACUAGGCCUUGAUUUCUUUAAUUUUUUUUUCAGUUAACCAUUGCUAGAGAGAGGCCAAAAAGUACCCUCCAAGAGGGAGAUGAGAUGUCUUAAUCCUUUGGAUAAUUGGGACCCUCUACUAGAUAGUUAUAAUUAAUAAUCGACUCUCUUGAUGGACAGUCUAAAUUUUUUCAUGAAAAUAGUGCUCUAAUCCUUCUCUUGAUCUCCUCUUAAGACAUUGAUAAGUUUUCAUUAUCAUAACUUAAUAAUUAAUAAAUAAUAUAUUUUUAGCCUUAAAUCAUGAUAAAUAAACUUAUAUUUGUGUUAAAUUAUAAAAAAAUAAUUUUCAAUUAAUGAAUAUGAAAUUUUAACUAAUUAUGUGAUUUUAUAUAAUUUUUAUAAUCUUGUUUUUGAGAUAAAUGAAGAAAAAAAAUUAAAAUAAAAAGAUAGAAAGGGAGAGGGGACGCCAAUUAGUCUAGCUCGCAAGUGGCUUGAGCAGCUAUGGUCUAAUGAGGGCACGUGCAUGCCACUCCCCUUUCACAUCACUAGUGGCCAGCUAAUUGUGAGGCAAAAAGAGGUCAUACAUGAGGGAUAAAGGGACUCAUUACUUCUAAAACCCAUACUACUAUAUAUUCACCCAAAACUUCAGCAUACAAUUGAUGUGGGACUAAGCCUACAUCACCUUCUUCUAAAUGGUGUAAAUUAUUUCAAUACCUAAAACACCUCUUAGUUAUAAUAAUGAUAUACCAUGAUAAUGUCACUUUAUAAGGAUAUUAAAAUAUUUUUUUCACUCUCUCUCAUGUAGGCAGACGACCAAUAUAGGUUUGAAUCCUACUAGAUCAAAAACUCAUAUUUUUAUCUAAUUAAAUCGUGACUUUCAUGUAGAUUGUCGGUGAAGGAUUAAGCCACCAGAAUCACUCAAUCAUCGAUGAAAAUCUCGUCAAUGUGAUUUGCAGAAUAUUGUUACUAAAAUUACUAAAUGAUUCACAAUAAAAGAUUGUGAAUUCAUCAAGUAAAUUAUCUCUAAUUGAAGAAUAAAUUGUCGUCUAGAAGAAGACGAUCUGCCAAAAGAUGAGUCAUCAUCUCUUGAGAGCAUACUAGAUUUGAUGAAGAGCAUCCUCUUGCUACAUAGACUUGAAGAUGAAGCUUCUUAACACACGCCUCACCUCUAUUUAGCUCCUCUCUAUUAGGUGACAAUUAUUAGAGAGCUACAAAAGUCAUGUUUUUCCACUCUACCAGGUGACAUUUACUAGGGACGAUUCGAUGACUCAUUUCAUCGAUUUCUAAACUUCGCAAGAAGAAGUAGAGAUUACUCAUGUUGUCUUUGUCCAAAGACAACCUUCAAGACUGUGGAUACUACAUGACAAUCCUCUUGAGCACUCAAGAUUUCUGUGCAUUGUCGACACAUCGCCUCCGUGAUGCCAAAACUCUAUUUUACUAUUUUUUAAUUAGUUUAACUUCUACCAUCAUUUUCUAGACUUUGAAAGAGAUCCAACAAAUGCCUUGGUCGUCCAUGUCUAAUGAGAGCUUUUGAGGCCAUGGACAUUGUUUGAUGACCCUUCCGAACACAUUGAAUUUCAGUGAUUACUAUCAUGAGGUUGGAACUCUACUUUUCCUACUUUUAACUUAAUUCUCGCUUCAUUUAAUGAUAAUGUGUGUGAUUUCCACUUUUUAAAUUAUUCUUUGUUCAAUUACAUUCUUCUAAUUUUUACAAAUCUUAAUUUGACCAAUCAAAUUGUUUAUAAUCACUUACGUAAGAAUUGUUGAGUGAAACUCUAUUUCCACCCUAUUUGUGUUCCUCAAGUGUUGACAUCAUCUUGAUAUCCGCACCCCUCAUUUCCUUUUUUGUGAAUUUUAAAUAUAUUUCAUUUUUAUUUCAUAAUCUAAAAUUUAUAAAAAAAUUAAUUCUUUGAAGAAAAUUAUGAAAUAUUACCUAAUAUUAUAUUAUAUCCUUGUAAUCAACUUGAAUUUUUUUUACUAUUUUGGAAACUUUUAUUGAGUUAUAAUUAAUAUAUUUAUUCAAAAAUACUUCUAAAUAUCUAAAAAUUAAUAUUUUCUAAUUUUAUAAAUUUUAAAUUUACAUAAUUUAUUAUAGAACAACUAAGUCAUGUGAGACAUAAGAUAAGUGGCCUAGAUAUCUCUUGAUAACUUUUUUAAGUCUUAAUGGACUAAGCUAAGGUGACACUCAUUCUUAGACUCAUAAACUUAUUAAAUCAGCCCUUUCCAUAAGACUUGGACUUUUCCUUGGGCUUCUUCUAUUACUUUUAACUUAUAAUAAGAGCUAACUUAAGUCCUUAUCAAAAAAAUGUGAAAAAAUCACCACUUGCUUCAACCAAAACAAGUGGAAUCAGUCUCAUAAUAAAAUAAAUAAAAUAAUAUAUAUUAUGACUUAAAUGAUAUAAUAUUAUGAAUGUCAUAAUGAGUCGAUAACACAUAUAUAAUUAUAUUAUCUACUCAUUAAUUAGUAUAUAUAUAUAAGAUAUUAAUACAUAGAUGUAACUAUUAAUUUAUAAUUAUCAGAGACUCAACAUGAGGGCCACUAUGUUGAUGAUGAGCAACCACGGAGAUUUGGUAUGAGUUAUGGAGUAUCAAACACUCGGUGAUGACAAAAGCAUCUCUUUGUACGAUUAUAUAUGAGCACAACAAGGAAUGGGGUUAUUCUACGUCUUUUCCCCCUCUCUUCCCUCCACCUCAACCCAUGGAAUACUGCAUAAACUGUUGUUCACUACACUGUAUCAGACUUCUUUUUUGUGAAGAACAGCAGCUUAAAAGGAAAUUUGAUGUAUAUUUCAGAGACAUAUUUUUCUAGGUAGCUGAUUGCAUUCAAGUUCGCUGAAAUUUCUCUCAUAGUAGAGACAACAAUUUUUUUUAUUAUUUUCCCAUCCAAUCAUUCCUAAUUUAUUGUGUUUAUGUGGCAGCAGGUCAAUGAAUAUAGUUGGUGUAGGGAGUUGCACUACCAAGGGUUGAAGAUUGUUUGUUAUAAACUGCCCACUAGAAGAGGACCUUAGUGACUGUAAUUGUGUUGAUAAAUAGAGAUAGAAACUGUAUUUCUAUUGACACAUUGCCAGACAAAAUGAAUGAUAUGAAAAUCAGUGAUGAUGAGGUAUGUUUUAUCAUCUUCUUUAUUCCUCUCUCCCUAUCAUCUUAUUCUAACUUUGGAGAAAAAUGUAUAUUGCAUUAGAACCUAGACAUGUUCAUUAAACAUCAGUGUUGAUGUCAACAUUGCAAGAAGCUGAGCCAACUGUAGUUGAUGGAAAUGGCACAAAGAUGGAUCAUGUCAUUGUGACAAAUUUGUGGUGGGAAUGAGUAGUCUAAACAUGUAAAGUUUCUUCUUUAGGGAAAGAAGUUCUGCUACCCUGUUGAUCCAUUUUAACUAUAUGUACCCAAUGGGGUUAGAUUGUCUUGGAAGGUUUUCAUGAUGUAAUUGUUGGGCUGUGUCUUCUAUAAGAUGCUUUCUAGUCAGUUUUAUUUUGGUAGCUUAGUAUAGUUAUUUCUUUUCUAUCAUUUUAAUAUUUUUUAAUGUUAGUUUUUGUUCAUGGCAGAUUAGCAUGACCUAAUCAUUGUAAUUUUUUUAAAACGUAGAAAUAGGAUUAGAUUGAUUCAUUGGCAUCCCGUUUGUGGACUGACGUGACUCAGUCGUUGUAUGUUAAAUCACGCAAAUAUAAAAUUUAUAAAACUAGAAAAUACGAAUUUUCGGAUAUUUAGAAGUAUUUCUAAAUAAAUAUAUCAAUUAUAAUUCAAUAAAAAUUCCAAAAAUAGCGGUAAUUUUCCAGGUCGAUCACAGGGAUGUAAUAUAAUAUCUGGUAAUUAUUCAGAAUUUUUCUCAAUGAGUACGAUUUUCUUACGAAUUUUAUACUAGGAAAUAAAAAGGAAAUAUAUUUAAAAUUCACAAAAAAAAAGGAAAUAAGGGUGCGGACGUCAGGAUGACGUCAGCGCCCGGCGAACGCGAAUCAGGCGGAAACAGAGUUCCGCCCGGCGAUUCUUACGUAGGCGAUUACAGACGACUCAAUUAAUCAAAUUAAGAUCUGUAAAAGCCGGAAGAAUCGUAGUUGAACGAAGUAUAGUUUGGUAAAUAAAAAUCAACAAAGUAUCACUAAAUGAAGCGUAAAUUAAAUUGAAAGCAGGAAAACAGAGUUCCGGCGUCGCGACGGCGAUGCGUCGGCGAUGCACCGGAAUCCUGAGCGUUCGGGAGGAUCGUCGUGCAGUGUCCACGGCCUCGAAGGCUCUCCUUGGACAAAGACGACGUGGGAAAUCUCUAGAUAAAGCAGGAAAACAGAGUUCCGGCGUCGCGACGGCGACGCGUCGGCGAUGCACCGGAAUCCUGAGCGUUCGGGAGGGUCGUCGUGCAGUGUCCACGGCCUCGAAGGCUCUCCUUGGACAAAGACGACGUGGGCAAUCUCUAGAUCUUCUCGCGAAGUCUAGAGACCAAUGAAGUGGGUCGUCGAAUCGUCUCCGGCGGCUGUCACCCGGCGGAGCGGAAAAACGGCGACUUUGCGGCUCUCCGGCGGCUGUCACCCGACGGAGAGGGGCUGGAUGGAGGUGAGGCGCGUGUUAGGGAGCUUCAUCCUCAGGUCCGCGCAGCAAGAGGAGGCUCUUCAUCGCAUCUGGUACGCUCUCAGGAGGUGGCGACUGGUCUCCCGGCGGAUCGUCCUCUUCCCGACGACGGCUUGUUCGUCGAUCAAUCGGAGAUGAUUUACUCGAUGGAUUGCGAUCCUUUUAUCGCGAAUCGUUCAGAAAUUUUAGUAGCAAUGCUCCGCGAAUCGCGUUGACGAGAUUUUCGCCGAUGAUCCAGCGAUUCCGGUUGCUUAAUCCUUCACCGGCGAUCUGCAGGAAAGUCGCGAUAAUCAGUUAAAAAUAUAUGAAUUUUGACUCUGGGAGGAUUCGAACCCGCGGCGGUCGCCCGCCCCUGAAGAAGGUGUGACGCGGGUUUAGUCCCACAUCGGUUGUGCGCGGAUUAUUCGGGCGAAUAUAUAGUAAAGUUAGUAGGCAAAAUCCUCUCGCGUGUACGACCACUCCUUGCCCCACAGCCGGCUGACCACCGGUGACGUGGAAGGGGAGUGGCGCACACGUGCCCCCUAUCGAUCCAAGCAAGGUGCUCGAGCCCCUGCUCGCGGCUACUCCCCGACUGCGCUUCCGACCCGCUUGCGGGCCCGGCUGGCCGGCGGGUCUCCCUAUUUUGCAAUAUUUUUAUUUUUAUUUCUUGUUCUUCGUUUAUCUCAAAACUAAGACUGUAAAAAUCGUAUAAAAUCACAUCAUUACCCAAAAAUUCACGUUAAUCAACUGAAAACCACUUUUCAUGCUUUAACACAAAUAUAAGUCUAUUUAUCAUGAGUUAAGGCUAAAACUAUAUUAUUUACUAAUUAUUAACUCAUGAUAAUGAAGACUUAUCAUGGACUGUUGGUAAUCAUACAUGAUAGGGCAGGUGGAUCAAUGUAGGGAACAGUGUAGAGGCAAAUCCAGGGGAAGGAACAUGGAAUUGAUCAAGAACAAGAACCUUGAUAAAGAUAAAAACCAAACAACAUCAGGCCUGGCCUCAUUGUAAUUUAAAUCACAUAAAUUUAAAAUUUAUAAAACUAGAAAAUUCUAAUAUCUAAAUUUUAAAAAUUAUUUCCAAAGAAAUAUAUUAAUUUAAAAUCAAAGAAGGAGAUCCAAAAUAGUGAGAAUUUCCCAACUUGAUCACAAGGAUGUAUAAUAAUAUUAGAUAUAUUUUCAAAAAUUGUCCUGAAUUUUUUUUGUAUAACAAAAGAGAUUUGUAACAAUAAUUUAAGAAGGUUUAAUUAAUGAAAUCAAGAGUUGAAAGUGACUAAUCAAUAAGAAUAGACUAAAGUUUAGUUUCGAAAAUUUAACUAAACUAUUAUUAAUUUAAUAAAUAAAUGACGUUAAAUAAUAUAAUUAGAGCUUCAAUGUCACAAUAGUGAUCAUUAGAACUCUAUAUGUUCAAAAGAUCUCUAGGCAGUGUUAACCUCAAUGGCUCUCUUUGGAUGUGUAGGGCAUGAGCACUCUUUGGAUUCUUGCGUGAAGUUUAGAGGACGAAGUUAGGUGGUGAUAAAGUAGAUCUUCGGCAGCUGCCACCGAGUGGAGUAG
Molecule: messenger RNA, 17334 nt
Organism: Spirodela intermedia
Lineage: Eukaryota; Viridiplantae; Streptophyta; Magnoliopsida; Alismatales; Araceae
Source: the annotation of a GenBank genome assembly